AUGAACUCCGACAUCCAACGCCUCGUAUUCAGUGGCAAGCGUGAGGACUUCCAAACCUGGAUGGACGCCUUCCGUGGUGAGCUGCAGAAGCGCUGGCUUAAGGCCCGCAUUGACGCCCAAAACGCCAAGCGUGCCGUGUGUGACGUGUCGUACGAGUCUUGGCUUACUGGUGUGCCGGAUGCGCUACCGGAUACCUUAACGCAAGAAUCCCUACAGGAGGCCACCCUCCUUAGGGAUUUACAAAACGUGGAGAUUCGCUCACUUUUGUCAAAAUCCCUACCGAAGAGCUACCUUAACCAGCUCAACGUGUCCCUAAUUGACCCAGCCGUUACUGUCACCGAGAUCUGGCGCAUGCUCGAACGUGAUUUUGGGGAGUCGAGCGCGACGGGUGUCAUUGGCCUCCUCACUAAGUUCGUCGGCACCCUUACGUCCGACUACCGCCAUGUGGGUGACCACUUUAAGGCAAUGAGUGCCCUACGGAACCGCAUCAACGCUCAGAGCGUCAAGUGCUUCGGCGAGCCAAUUGUUUCGGAGCAGUUAGUGGGUGCUCUGUUCCUAUCGCUCCUACCCCAGCAGUACUUUGGGUCCUCGGUUAAGUUCACCAAGGAUUCAUUUACUAUGGACAAAGUGUUUCAGUUGGUGGUGAACACGUUUGGGUCCAAAAGUAAGCGGGACAUUUUGUCGAUGUCAACCGGAUUUGGAAAAUCCCUAAACAAGUACGAAUUUCCGGUUGGCCAAAUUCUGGCCAAUGAGCGCAAGCGAAAACCGGAUGGCGGCCAGAAUGAAUGUUUUUACUGUAACGGCAAGUACAACGAAGGUGCCAAGGUGCACAUAAAGAAGGACUGCCCAAAGCGCAAGGAAGAUUUUGCGAAGGGGUACUACCGCACGUCCAUCUUCAAGGCGGCGAAGAGUGGUCCUGCUAAGGUGGCGGCGGUGCGCGCUACUCGCAGUGAAGUGGCCGUGGGCCAGGUGGAAGUGGCCACUCCAAGCGGCGGCGAUCGCACUGCCACGGACAUGGAGGAGGCGGCUGCUAGCCUGGAUGACCUCACCAUGCAGUUGGAGUAUGCGGACGACUGCCGCCAUGGCCAAUGCUGA
Molecule: messenger RNA, 1095 nt
Organism: Aphanomyces astaci
Lineage: Eukaryota; Oomycota; Saprolegniomycetes; Saprolegniales; Verrucalvaceae
Exons: 2
Coding region: 1-1095 (364 amino acids)
Source: RefSeq, a predicted model, not a curated record